This is a messenger RNA of Necator americanus (New World hookworm), 417 nucleotides long. RefSeq lists its product as uncharacterized. The transcript has 4 exons. Lineage: Eukaryota; Metazoa; Nematoda; Chromadorea; Rhabditida; Ancylostomatidae. The coding region runs from base 1 to 417 and encodes 138 amino acids. The record is from RefSeq and is a predicted model, not a curated record.
AUGCGAACGGUGCUCAUAUUCUUUGCGAUGGCCCUCAUUGCCUGUGCCAAGCGAGACAGUAAUGAGAAGUUCAAAGCGUGUUGUGCGAGGCAAAAAUCAGCUGAUAAGGAAUGCAAAAGAAAAUUCUGCGAUUUUAAAGUCAUUAAUCAAAACAAUGUUCUACACUUCUUAAAUAUGUGCUCACCCCGUGGUGAUACCGUGAAACAGAUGUGGGAUUGUGCAUCAUCCAGAAAAGACCAUCUGGAGUGCUGUAAGAAAAAGAAUGUGCUUCCAUCAUGCAUGAAAUACUGUGAAACAUCGCAUUCAGCACCACCGGAUUAUCUGAAUCAUCUUAUUUGUCUGCAGAAUUUCGAUGCUAUUAGUUAUUGCUUCAGAAAUCAUUUGGAGACUAAUCCAAACAUAUUCGGAGACAAUUAA